AUGGACCCACAGUGGCGCUUGGCUAUGGAUAAUGAAAUUAAUGCACUUCUCCAGAAUGGGACGUGGAGCCUAGUCCCACCCAAGCCCCACUUAAAUGUUGUUGGGUGCAAAUGGGUUUUUAAAUUGAAAAAGAAAGUAGAUGGCUCAAUUGAUCGCUACAAAGCAUGGCUAGUUGCCAAGGGGUUUGUUGACCAGGAAGGAAUUGACUAUGGGGAGACUUUCAGUCCUGUUGGGUUUGUGGGUUCCAAAGCUGACACUUCGCUAUUCAUUAAGCGAACUACCCACUCCAUUGUUUUUAUGCUUGUUUAUGUUAACGAUAUUAUCAUUACUGGGUCUACUAUGGCUUGUGUUCAAGAUCUAAUAUCUCAACUUCAAUCAGCUUUUGCCAUAAAGGACUUGGGCUCUCUCCAUUAUUUUUUGGGCAUCGAAGCACUUUCAACUCCUACAGGGCUUCUCUUAUCUCAACGGAAGUAUACACUUGAUCUUCUCAAGAAGACAAAGAUGGACGGUGCAAAACCGGUUCGCACUCCUAUUUGCAGCCAAGAAAAGUUGUCUAAAUUCACCGGCUCUGCCUUCAGCGAUCCAACUCUAUACAGGAGUGUUGUUGGUGCUCUUCAGUAUCUCACCCUUACGAGACCAGAUAUUACCUUCGCUGUCAAUAAGGUAUGCCAAUUUAUGCAACAGCCCACUGAUGAUCAUUGGAAUGCUGUCAAGCGUAUCCUGCAGUACCUAAAGGAAACUCUCUCUUAUGGACUGCAACUCAGCAAGUCUAGCCCUCUCACUCUUAAUGCCUUUUCUGACUCAGAUUGGGCUGGCUGCCCUGAUGACCGCCGUUCUACUAGCGGCUACUGCAUCUUCCUUGGCCCAAAUCUGAUUUCAUGGAGUGCUCGAAAACAAAAGACUGUCUCAAGGUCUAGUACUGAAGCUGAAUAUAGAGGAGUUGCCAUAGCCACUGCUGAGCUAAUUUGGAUUCAAUCCCUCCUCUCUGAACUUCGAUAUUCUCCCACUACUCCCCCUAUUCUAUGGUGUGACAAUCUUGGUGCUACGUACCUCAUGGCUAAUCCAGUCUUUCAUGCACGGACUAAGCACAUUGAGAUUGAUUAUCAUUUCGUUCGUGAGAAAGUUGCUAACAAAGGUCUUGCUGUUCGAUUCAUCUCUACACAAGAUCAGGUUGCAGAUGUCUUCACUAAGGGGUUGAGCUCUGCUCGAUUUGCAUUACUUCGGGACAAGUUGACCGUUCAACCAUCCACGCUCACCUUGCGGGGCCAUAUGGAAACAUCCAGCGCUGAUCACAGAAAUCCCUGA
Molecule: messenger RNA, 1305 nt
Organism: Cryptomeria japonica (Japanese cedar)
Lineage: Eukaryota; Viridiplantae; Streptophyta; Pinopsida; Cupressales; Cupressaceae
Exons: 3
Coding region: 1-1305 (434 amino acids)
Source: RefSeq, a predicted model, not a curated record